ACUUAGCAUGGACUUCUGGGAGGGGCUAAGGAAGGGCGGUCUGGAGUUUUAUUGAAUAGAGCAGUGUGUAUUAGGCUGCUUGCCUGCCUGCCCUCUUGCUGUGCUCCUGCUUAAAGAAAUCAGUCCUUCCUUUCCGACUUAGUCCCCGGGAAGAAGUUUCAGCCUUCGAGGUAUCAUUAAAAAGUUUCAAGAUCAUCCAACCGAAUUCAUAGGGAUUGGUGACCAAUCAGAGGUUUACAAGUGGACAUCUGAUUGCUUACCUAUCCAGACAUUAUCUGGACUCCCUAAAUCUGAACCCACACCAUGGAUGAUUUUGAACGUCGCAGAGAACUUAGGAGGCAAAAGAGGGAAGAGAUGCGUCUGGAAGCAGAAAGAAUCGCCUACCAGCGGAACGAUGAUGAUGAGGAAGAGGCCGCCCGGGAGCGGCGCCGUCGCGCCCGGCAGGAAAGGCUGCGGCAGAAGCAAGAGGAAGAAUCCUUGGGACAGGUGACCGACCAGGUGGAGGUCAACACCCAGAACAGUGUGCCCGACGAGGAGAUCAAGACCACCACCACAAACACGCAGGUGGAAGGCGAUGAUGAGGCCGCACUCCUGGAGCGCCUGGCUCGGCGGGAGGAAAGACGCCAAAAACGCCUUCAGGAAGCUCUAGAGCGGCAGAAGGAGUUUGACCCAACAAUAACAGAUGCAAGUUCGUCGCUACCCAGCAGAAAAAUGCAAAAUAACACAGAAGAAAAUGAAACGGCAGAGAAGGAAGAGAAAAGUGAAAGUAGCCAAGAAAGAUAUGAGAUAGAGGAAACAGUCACCAAGUCGCACCAGAAGAAUGAUUGGAUGGAUGCUGAAGAGAAAAAGAAAGAAGAAAAAGAAAAGGAAGAAGAGGAAGAAGAGAAGCCAAAGCAAGGGAGCACUGACGAAAAUCAGGUAGAGGUGGUGGUAGAAGAAAAAACAGCAGAAACAGAGGAGGAAAGAGUAAUGUCACUGAAAAACGGGCAAAUCAGUGCCGAUGAGCCUAAGACAGAGGAGGAGAGGGAAAAAGGCUCAGAUGAGAUUCCCCAUAGUGAAAAGACAGAAGAGGAAGCAAGGGAAAGAGCUGAGGCAGAAAGGGCCAGGUUGGAAGCAGAAGAAAGAGAAAGAAUUAAAGCCGAGCAAGAACAAAAGAUAGCAGAGGAGAAAGCAAGAAGGGAAGCAGAAGAGAAAGCAAGAAGGGAAGCAGAGGAGAAAGCAAGAAAGGAAGCAGAGGAGAAAGCAAGAAGGGAAGCAGAGGAGAAAGCAAGAAGGGAAGCAGAGGAGAAAGCAAGAAAGGAAGCAGAGGAGAAAGCAGCUGCAAAAGAGAGGGAAAGACGGGAGGCAGAGGAGAGGGAAAGGAUUAAGGAGGAGGAGAGAAAAGCAGCAGAGGAGAGACAGAGGGCAAAGGCAGAGGAGGAAGAGAGAGCUAAGGUAGAAGAGCAAAAACGUAAGAAGCAACUAGAAGAGAAAAAAAGGGAAAUGCAAGAGAAAAAGAUAAAAGGGGGAAAGGUAGAGGAGAAAACAGAAGGGAAGCGGGUCAAUGAAAAGAAAGUACAAGAAGAUAAACCUCAGACAGCUUUCCAAAAGAAACAGGAAGAAGAAAGGGGGGCUAAAAUGCAAGCUAAAAGAGAAAAGUCCCAAGAAGACAAGCCUGCCUUCAAAAAAGAAGAGAUCAAAGAUGAGAAGACUAAAAAGGACAAAGAAAGCAAAGAAGUUAAGAGCUUCUUGGAUGGAAAGAAGGGAUUUACAGAAGUGAAAUCACAGAACGGAGAAUUCAUGACCCACAAACUUAAACACACAGAGAAUACUUUCAGCCGCCCUGGAGGGAAGGCCAGCGAGGCCAAGGAGGCGGAAGGUGCUUCCCAAGUGGAAGCCGGCAAGCGGCUGGAGGAGCUGCGGCGCCGCCGCGGGGAAACUGAAAGCGAGGAGUUCGAGAAGCUCAAGCAAAAGCAACAGGAGGCAGCCCUGGAGCUGGAGGAGCUGAAGAAGAAGAGGGAGGAGCGAAGGAAGGUCCUAGAGGAGGAGGAGCAGAAGAAGAAGCAGGAGGAAGCAGAGCGAAAAGUCAGAGAGGAGGAAGAGAAGAGGAGGCUAAAGGAAGAGAUUGAAAAGCGAAGGGCAGAAGCUGCUGAGAAACGCCAGAAGAUGCCAGAAGAUGGCUUAUCAGACGACAAGAAGCCCUUCAAAUGUUUCACUCCUAAAGGUUCAUCUCUCAAGAUAGAAGAGCGAGCAGAAUUUUUGAAUAAGUCUGUGCAGAAAAGUGGUGUUAAAUCAACUCAUCAAGCAGCAGUAGUCUCCAAGAUUGACAGCAGACUGGAGCAAUACACCAGUGCAAUUGAGGGAACAAAAACUGCAAAAUCUGCGAAGCCAGCAGCCUCGGACCUUCCUGUUCCUGCCGAAGGUGUCCGCAACAUCAAGAGCAUGUGGGAGAAAGGCAACGUGUUCUCCUCCCCCACUGCAUCAGGCGCGCCAAAUAAGGAAACUGCUGGCUUAAAGGUGGGGGUUUCCAGCCGCAUUAAUGAAUGGCUAACCAAAACCCCAGAUGGAAAUAAGUCACCUGCUCCCAAACCUUCUGAUUUGAGGCCAGGAGAUGUAUCUGGCAAGCGGAACAUCUGGGAAAAGCAAUCUGUGGACAAGGUCACUUCCCCCACUAAGCAGGUUUGAGACCGUUCAAGAAAGAACCCGAAGUAGCCGCUCGAGAUGCUGGACCAGCUCAGUUGAAGAGGGCUAAUUUGCUUUGUUUUAUAUUUAUGUUGAUUUACUAAAUUGGGUUCAUUUCCUUUUGUUUUGUUUUUCAUUAUCCCAGUAAACCCAUGUAUAUUAUCACUAUAUUUAAUAAUCACAGUCUAGAGAUGUUCAUGGUAAAAGUACUGCCUUUGCACAGGAGCCUGUUUCUAAAGAAACCCAUGCUGUGAAAUAGAGACUUUUCUACUGAUCAUCAUAACUCUGCAUCUGAACAGUGAUAUCAACCACAUAGGAAGUCAACGAAAGGAGAUUCAAGUUGAAAAUUGCCUGAGGAACGUGUGCAGUAUCCAGAAACAUGAACCACAGUGUUCUGUUUUGUUUUGUUUUUAAAUACAGAAGUCAUGUUGUUUCUGCACUUUAGAAUAAAGCAUGGAAGAAAUUAUCUUACUAGGCAAUUGUGACACUUUGUGAAAGUAACCCGUUUCAGAUUUGAGAUACUGCAAUAAUGAUUGUCUUUAAAAAAAAAAAAAAAAAGAUGUACUGUUAAGGUAUUACUUUUUUCAUGCUGAUGAAUAUCUAAAUUGGAUUAUGAUGUUAGCUGACAGUGGUACUGAUUUAUUUAGUUUGGUUGCUUUGUGGAUUUCUUUGGUAGUGAUAGUGAACCACAUUUUAGAUGAUGUGAUCAUGUAUGUAUGUGCAUACACGUAUACAAACACACUAAUGCUAGAAAGCUUUUUUAUGUGCUAGGCUAUUAUAUUUAGCAGUAUGUCCCUGUAACUAGCCAAUAUCACUGCUUUUUAAAAAUUAAAAAUCACAAUAUUAUAUUAAUAUUUCAUAUUUGCCAAUAGAAACAUGGCAGAAUAGGUAUCGUUAUGUUUCCAAUGCCCAAUAACCUAUAAGAAAAAGAGAUUAGAAGUGUCAAAAUGAAUUGACGUUUUCUAUAAAACAUAGUAUUUAGUUUAUAAUUAAAAGCAGUCUUGAAGUCCAGUGUGAAUUGUACUAAAUCUCAAAGCUUGCUCAAAACUUCAUUCUUAAGAAUCAAGUUCACAAUAGGUUGGCUUAGAUGCUAUCUGAGGUUUCUUCCUUCUCUAAAAUUUAAAGAUGAGAAUUUUAGUGACAAAAUGUACAGAUUGGAAUUCCAUGAAUUUGGCUUUGGCUCAUCUCUGGAAGCAGAAAAGUAAGCAAAAGCCAAUAUUUGGGAGUCAUGACAGUACUUCCAUCUUUAACAUACUGAAACAUCUUUUUAGUUAAACUUUUCUACCAUUAUUAGUCAUUAGUACUUGCCAUAAGUUGAUAAUGUGUUGAACUUUCAAAAAACAUAUGCAAUUUUUAUUAGUUCUACCUUUUUCCCCAAGAGUCUAUCAACUCAUCAUUUGUACACACAAAAUCCAGAUAUCAGGUCUUAUUUUAGCCUAUAAGCAUUCAUUUGUUCUUCACAAUAGAUGAUAAAAGAGUACUCCAGUGUCUUGGCAAUAUGUUCUAGCAUAGAGAUAUACAUAUAGUGUAGUUCUAUAAAUGUAUACCUCAUAACUUGCCAAAAUUGUCUUAGUCUCCAUUCCUGCCAUAAUGAGGGAGCCUCUCAAAUGAUUCUUUUCUAAUCCAGUGUUCCCCUGGGAGAGCUAGCCAGGGUAGUGCCGGCAUGAGGAGUGACCAGUGCCUUCCAAAGUCUAUUUUUCAUUAAUCAGUAGAGUUGUUGAAUCCUCUAGCUUUUAGCACACCUGGACCAAAGAAAGUAAAGCCAGCAAUAUUGCACAAGUCACCCAUCCAUGACAGAGUAGACAUGAGUCUAUGAUAAGAUGAACUAGAAUUCACAUGCAGUGCCUGAGUUAGCAUAGAUUCCCAGCAUUGGAGCGAAAUGGAUCAAAAGUUUGAAUUAAGGCCUAUGGCGAGAUAACAUUUCUUUGUUGUGCUUUUGAAUAAGAGCUUCUCCUGAUCACUAUUAUAUAUUUUUUCUAUAAAGUCUAAAUUUAAGAAGAGAAUAUAUCGGUUGAUCCUGACUUUUAUUCCAAGAUUUAGAUGGAAUAAGUUUUAGGGUAGAAUUUUGUUCAGUUUGGAUUUAAUUUUUUGAAAAAUAAAAUCCUUGUUUACUUGUUUGAUUACAAUUCUCUUUGUUAUCUUUUUAAGAGGUAAAACUGCAAGGUGACUAGCAUGUUCUGUGAAUCUGCCAUUCCUAAAAAUUUUAUAAACACAAUAUUUUUCACUGAUAAUUGAUCGCUGCAAUAAAUAUAUAUUGUGAAAAUGCACCCACAAUAAAUGGAAUUCCUCCAAAUGUCUUUGCCUCACUUAUUUUUAUGUACUAUAUUGAUUACAAGAGUUCUAUCUGAUGUAAUAAAGAUGAUGGUAUAGCAAAAUGUGUAUUUCAAA
Molecule: messenger RNA, 5049 nt
Organism: Hippopotamus amphibius kiboko
Lineage: Eukaryota; Metazoa; Chordata; Mammalia; Artiodactyla; Hippopotamidae
Gene: CALD1
Product: caldesmon 1
Exons: 15
Coding region: 304-2664 (786 amino acids)
Biological process (GO): actin filament bundle assembly; muscle contraction; angiogenesis
Cellular component (GO): actin cytoskeleton
Molecular function (GO): calmodulin binding; myosin binding; actin binding
Source: RefSeq, a predicted model, not a curated record